Paramuricea clavata is the source of this 522-nucleotide messenger RNA. The record is from the annotation of a GenBank genome assembly. Lineage: Eukaryota; Metazoa; Cnidaria; Anthozoa; Malacalcyonacea; Plexauridae.
AUGUCGAAAGCCUUCGAUAAGGUGAGCCACAAUCGUUCUCUCCUUCGUCUUCGUGAUUUCGGGUUUAGUGGUAACAUCUUCAAAUGGUUCCAAUCAUACUUACAAGAUCGUAGACAACGUACAAACGACCAUCCUUGGAGCAACAUCAUCUCAUACAGCAGUAACUUCAGGCUCAAGGUAACUCAAGGCUCAAUUCUUGGUCCACUACUGUUCUUGUUAUAUGAGGACGAUCUACUUUCCAGUAUCGUGAGUUCUUCUAUCGCAACUUAUGCUGAUGACACCAAGUUAUUUAAAGAAAUAAACUGCCUUGAUGAUGCUACAGCGUUGCAGGAUGACCUGUCAAACUUUGAAACCAGUUCCACGAAUGCUGGUCUUUCAGGUCUUCAAUUAAACACUGCGAAGUGUAAAGCUCCCCGUGUUACCAGAAGGCGCCAGGCAAUCGAGCAUCCCUAUACAGUCUGGAAAACCAAACCAUCUCAGAACAUGAACGUGAUUUGGGUGUAUGGAUCUCCAACAACUUGA